UACAACACGCGCCUGUGUUUGUCUAGCUAGCCAUCUAGUCUGUGUUGUCAGAGAAAAGCGUCCGUUUUACUGGUAGCGUUUUGGCGGUACGAAUCUACAGGAAGUCAAACAGGUUUGAGAGUCAAGAUACUGUGAGGAGAAAUACAGUCAUGUGAGACGGCAGCCUAGAAAUCAAGAAACUGAAAGGGAAUAAAUAAAGUUCCAAGUCUAGCUUGAUUGUUGACAUCUGCAGACACGACGAGAGAUGGAAUGGAAGACUUAAAGAGAUGAAGUAUUCUGCUCUACUGACUUCUGUAGUCGAAUCAAUGACGCGUAAAGAACGUCAUUGGCCGCAGGGUGUCUUGUGACUACCUGAUGAGUAACAAAGAAUACCCCACUGUCCUGAUACAGCUCAGUUACACAAAGAAAAAUCCUUGAAGCAACGUGCAGAGUAAUGGAACUUUAGGUAUUAACAGCGUGGGGCAUUGGUGAGCACGUGAAGAGACGGGUAUUAACAAGAAUGUCGAAAACAGCUCGAUCAUUUCUAUGGCUAAUAGUCACACUUAUAUUGUAUCUCUUUGACAAAGCUUAUAGUCUUGAAACAUCCACGAGCUCUCUGAGCACUUAUCCGCCAUUACAAGACAUCCGUUUUUCUGAUGAAGAGACUCUUCAAAAUGCAAGUAGAGCUAUUGGUAACGAGAGUAUUAACGAUGAUGGUGUUUAUUCUAUAGUAGCGUCUGUUUUACAAGUAUUAAAUACCAGUUAUACUAAUGAAUACCAACCUCUAACUUUCAGUCACAUUCUUACUCGCGAUAAUUCGAAUCUACCAGAGAGAAACCGGGUUAAAGGAGACGUGAAAACCAACUCAUCGGAGUCGAAAAACGAUCGAUUUCCAUUAAAGCACUUCUUUGAUAAUACACCACUGUACGAAGAAUUUAAUUUGACAGCUAAAAAUAAUGACGAAAAUGCAUUUGUGACUCAAGAAGACUUGCAGACGACCGUUUUUAGUAGUUCUCGUGAUAUCGAAUCACGUCAUAAUAAUUCACAACAUGCAGAAUCAGUGAAACGAAAGCACAAUGAUAUACAUUUCGCACAUUUCUUGAGAGACAGUCACACACCUGAUUUCUUGGUUAACCCUACUAAAACUAUCCGUGAAAUAACCAGAGAUGGUAUGGUUCCAGAGUCGUUUGUCAUCACACAACACAAUUAUUCAACCAGUCGACCCCCUUCACUUAGUCAUCGCACAAAUGUCGGUAACAGUGAUAAUUUUUCAGGCCUUUCGUUCAUCGGCAGCAGUCAUUAUUUGGAAAACAAUGCCACCAAUAACUCAAAUGUGCAUGAGCAACCAGCACCACAGUAUAGUUCCACAACACGCCCGAAAACAGAUGUCCCCGAUGUUUCUGUGGAAUUGUCCCUACAGCGCUACUACGACACUGCAUUUGCAGCAGAUGCGACUAAUAUUUCCAGUGAACUUCCAUUGGUAAACAACUCCAAAACUCUUUUUGGAUCACAAAUUUCAGAUCAUUUGGAAGAUCCAAUAUCACAAUAUGACGCGUCGAGUUAUCCUGAAAUAGAUACGGUAAAUGUUUCUGAAGAAUCAGUUCCAAAAUAUAGCCUUACUACAGCUGUCACAGUUUCUUCCAAGAAACAAGCAUCAGAGGAUGACUCCACAAUAGAUAUUGUAGCAAAUGUUAGUGAUGCUCAACGAAAACCUAAACCACAGCAUAACUCUAAUACUUCUACAGACUACUUUGUAGUAAAUAUUUCUGGUAUUCAUCGGAAGAUUCCACGUCCACAUAACUUUACAAGUAGUCUUAGAAAGGAGGUCCUCAUCGAUCCAAGAAAUCUGGCAUGGCAACAAAGCUCUACCAGUAAUAUCACGCUGGAUACUUCUAUUAAAAUUAGACAACAGAACAACUCCAAGAGUGAUUUAACACAAGCCAUAUCUAGCGUUACAGCAAAACCAGCUUACCAUCAUGAAUCUACUAGCCAUCAUACGAGGAAUGCCUCUAAUGUUUCUCAGAAACCUGUGCCAGAUUACAUUUCCAUGACACAUAUAAGAGUAAACAACUCCAUUGUUAGAAAAAAACAAUCACUGAAGCAUAAAAUACAAUGGUUUCCACUAUUUAAGUCUCCCACCGCAUUUUCGGACCAAUCCAGUAACUUUUCAUAUCCACUUGAAAUCAAUGACACGCAACCACUUUCUAAUAAACAGGUUUUUGGAAACGCUGGUGAUAAGUUUUUUUUCAAACGAAAUCCAACUGUGAACAAUACAUUUGGUGUAUUUACACUCGAAAAUCAAGCAAUACAGAAUGCAAACGAAACUACGCCAUUUCUUGAUGCGAGUUUGAACCCACUCAUUAAAUCGAUUAAAGAAGUCAAACCAGAGCCAUUAGAGGUAGAUUCAAAGUUGUCUGACUGGUAUAAGAAAAACAGAAAUAUGUUUCAAUUCUUCGACAAAAAUAAAUCACAUUUUCCUACUACAAGUUUUCCAACCAUGGUUAAUACUGAAGAACAACUUCACAACACAUCUUUGAGUGAAGAUAACUUUGCAUUAAAGGAAGUACUUACAAAAACAUUAAAACUUCCUAAUAAAAAUUUAAAGAAGAAUUUUGACAAAAUCGAUCAGUUUUCCACUCUAGCGUCAGAAUCAAAACCAGGUGAAUCAUCAAGUAUGCAUCUCCAGAAAAAAAAGCAAAAAUAUUCCAUAAGACUUCUUAAAACCUCAACGUUUGACCAACAACUCAAUGAUCUACCAUGGGAUAUAGAGCCAAUUACUAGUUCUCUUAAUCUCGAACAUCAACAGGAAAACAUAAAUUCUACAGAAAAUAACACUGUUCAAAUUGAGAAAGACAAUUCUGUUGAAAAUCAAUCAGAAUGGGAAAAAUCUAAAAACAUGUUGGGAAUUGCAUGGGAACUCCAUGUUUAUGUUACAGGUUCCUCGUUCGGACUUUUGGCACUUUAUUCUUUUGUAAGUAUUUUAAAGCUAGGGACAUAUGAGAAACUUCUUAGUCGUGGAUAUUUUAUAAGUAUUAGUUUAAUGCUUUUUGUCAUGGGAAUCAUUAGAGCUCUGUACUUACUUUUCGAUCCUUAUAACACACAAGGUUUUUAUCCCCCUGUUUUGAAUAAUUUCAUUUUCAACAGUGGCUUUCUCUGUGCAACUUCAGCUUUUGGUGUUUUAUCCUUAGCUUUGCUGCAAAUCACGCAAGUUGACAUUUUACCUCAACAUGUCCAGAGUCCAAUAUUUUUAUCAGGAGUUACAAUUUUUCAGUUUGCAUUUUCCUUCACAACAGAUGUUUUACAAGGAUUUGGUUUGGGUGAGACAUUAUUGCUUUUAAUUUUUCAGGCCACGCAGUUGUUGUGGGCAUUAACACUAGCUCUUGGAUACAUAUAUGCUUUCAGAAAGCUAUAUAAAUCAGCAGUUAAGAAACAAAGUGAGAUGAUCCGAGUCGCUUUUACCAGACUUCAUAUCGAUGGUGCACAGCUCCCAAAGAAACUUCCAAAGCCUACUUUGUGUCUUGCUGUGCGAUCAACAGUUAUAAUUGCACUGUUUGGCCUGCUGAUGGUUGCUCUGCGUGUGUUUGGAAUAAUUUACAUUGAUGGCAUAUUCGAAGCUAAACCUCCUACAUCAUGGACUUGGUGGGGUUAUCAGUUGGGUUCUCGUAUAGUGGAGCUUUUAUUGUGUUUUACGAUUUGUUUCAUAGCAACACUUCCAAUGAAGCGUUUUGAAUCGAAGCAACAGAAAUGUCGUAAAUAUUUAUUGUGGGUACCCUGCAAUACUUCUUGUUCCAGAAGCGAGGAAGUGGAAAGUGAAAUAUUUCCGAUUUAUUUUCCUAACUAUCAAGGUCAGCCAAAUGUGGCUUUCCAUACAACAUCUCUAGAAAGACCAAGACGUUGGAACCACACUACUUCCCUACCCACAAUUCCAACUUUUACCAAAGAACUUGACAGUGGUUUUCAGUUGAAAAGAGUCCCAACUGACAAUAAUGGGUUAGACGAACAAACGAACUCUAAUGCAUCAAAUAUUUUAUCUUUUGAAUCAUCGAAACAUCCCGCUAGUAAAAAUGUUACAAAUGAUCUAAAUGGUGAAUUACAGAGGCCAGUUGCUACACAAGGUAAACUUACUGAGGAAAAUUCAACCUCCUCCUCCAUGUUGUACAUAGAUCAAGGUUACAUACGCUUCCGUACUAUUACUGACCCAGAACAGCCUCCAAUACAGCUCACUGAUGGUGAUUCAUCUGAAGAAGACAACUGUCACGAUGAAAACGAAUCUACCAGGGCUCACGCUGGAUCCAGUGUACACACGUUGUAUGAGGAGGAUGUUUUUCAAAGUUCGCUGUCUCCAUUCUUCCAGGCCGGUUUUUAUCAAUCACGACUUAAAAGAAUGAGCCACUGGAGCUUGGACACAACAGACAACAGCAUGGAAUUGUCUCCCGAACAGCUGAGCAAUGUGACGUCCAAGAACGGAUUCUCCAGUAGUGCUCUGGACUUUACCCCCCGGAAACAAGGCAGCACUUGCAGCUCCGAGAGUGCUGCCAAUAGCUUUGAUGUGACUUUUUUUCUUAACCGUUCUGCUGGUGAUUCGGCUGUUAUUUCACAAGCUAUAUUUGGUGAAAUUGAUGAGGAUAAAGCAUCCAACGUCGAUAUUCCCCACAACAUGGCGCGCAGCGUCUCUCCAAUAGCUGCGAGUGCACGAAGGAAUCAUGACUUCCAGCUAAACUUGGAUCUUCCGUGUUCAAGUGGUGUCGGGCAAGUGAACGUAGCUUGUGGAACGGAGGAUAUAACACCAGACUCGGCGGUUUACCUCGACCUGCAGCUUUCUCAAGAAAGCUCUUGUAAACCUAGAAAUGACUUUCUCUUGGAAACACACGAAAGAAAAUCCUCGUGUAGUCAGUCCAUGACAGGCAUAGACAAGUCCAGAACCAUUGUUCUUUCAUCAAAAGAAAAAUCAACAACCAAGAUAAAUUUCAGGGAGCUCUUUGACCGUUUUAAAGGGUCGACGUUUUCGUUAAACACUAAUUUUAGUGGUUACGAACCAUUAGAGACAGAAACCCUCUCUCCUAGAAAAGGCGAACUUCAACCAGCAAGGCAACUAAAGAGAUCGAAUAGCGACAAAGGACCGACCCUUAAUGAGAAUCACGCUUAUUUUAGUUCAUUUGGAGUAUUAAAAAAAGAUCAUUUUAUAAACAUGGAACAGUUGCAUCAAGGUGAUAGUGGACUUUUGAAGGACUCACCAGAAAUCUCGAGUCAGGUCGACCAAGCUUGCCAGACGGAGCCAGUGUUCAUCAAAGAACAACGAAGUGAUAGAAGGAUUAGAGCUGAUAGAGAACAGUGUAAACGGCCAGCACUUAGGAACAUACAAAUAGUAGUGUAGUUAGAAAUGUGAUGUUUGGAUUGUCAUUUAAAAUACUCUUGUAAAUAGUUCAAACCUUUGUAUACAUUAAAGUGUAAAUAGAAUGUGAUUGGUUAGUUUUAAUUCCAAUACCAACACUCCAGGGAAGUAAAGAUGCACCCAUGGAAAUAUCCUCUUGUAUGAUCUGUACAAUGAAGUCUAAACUCCAAAGUGCUGUAUCGCAAAAUUGUGCCUGUUCGUUCACAAGUAAUUGUGUGUGAGAAACAAUCAUCUUUUAGUUUAAAGACAGUCAGGUGUAAUUAUAAAGUUGAGUAGUAUAAGCCCUUGAAAGUCAUUUUUUUGUCAGCUUUUGUUUCCAGUGCUUGUAAUGUAUAUAAAAUGGAGUUAUCAAAAACUAGCAUUAACAGAAUUUUUCAAAUAUACAACACUUAUCAAAUUAUCAUAGUAAAAAGGUAGAUGUGUAUUUUGCUAUUGACCGCUGUUGAAUCGUGUUGAA
Messenger RNA from Limulus polyphemus (Atlantic horseshoe crab), 5828 nucleotides. RefSeq lists its product as uncharacterized. Lineage: Eukaryota; Metazoa; Arthropoda; Merostomata; Xiphosura; Limulidae. The record is from RefSeq and is a predicted model, not a curated record. The transcript has 2 exons. Bases 500 to 5353 code for a protein of 1617 amino acids.